AGGAAACGGGAAGCGCACAGGUUGCGUGUUCUUGAUUACUUUCUGGGGAGGGAGAGUGAGACAGAGUGCUACUGCGACUGAUCGAGAGUAUUUCAGAAACGCGUGGCAUUUACAACAGGAGGGGCGCACUGACAUAUCGCACGACUGAUAGUCCAUAAAUGGGGUGCUUCUUCUCCAAAAAAUCUAGGAGAAAAUCUCCUAAUAAAGACUCUGCUUUGCCCACUGGAGACGAGAGCGCUACGGGCAAUGACCUCCCCGAAACCAACAACACUGCGCUGGGCAGCAACAGCAACCAGGAGGCUCCAAAGCAAUACAGCUGGGACAAACGAGAAAAGGUUGAUCCCAAAGACUUCAUGCUGACAGGCCUCAAGAAUGAGACUGUGGGUCGGUUGCCAGGCAAACUCAAUGGCCAGCAGUUUGUCAUUCAGGAUUGUGAGAACUGUAACAUCUACGUAUUCGACCAUUCAGCGACUAUUACCAUUGACGAUUGUGUGAACUGCCGCAUUGUGUUAGGUCCAGUCAAAGGCAGUGUGUUCUUCAGAGACUGCAAAGAUAUCAAGUGUGUGGUGGCCUGCCAGCAGUUCCGUACCAGAGACUGCAAGAAAAUGGACGUCUUUUUGUGCUGCGCGACCCAGCCAAUCAUCGAGUCUUCUACGGGCAUGAAGUUUGGCUGCUACCAGUAUUACUACCCUGAGCUGGCUUUCCACUUUAAAGAUGCGGGCCUCAGCAUCUUUAACAACAACUGGAGCAAUAUUCAUGACUUCACACCCGUUUCUGGAGAGACCAAUUGGAGUCUCCUAACGGAGGAUACUGUUGUCCUGGAACAUGUGCCUCUACCAGAUCCUGAGUCAGAAUUCAAGUCUGUGAGAAUCUCUUCUGAAGCAAGUCGGAGCAUCGUGCCCCUGACCAAAGGAGGCCGGCGUACAGAAAGUGAAGAGUCCUGCCUGUUUGUCUUCUUUUCUGGGGACUACACAACUGCUAAUGCCCGCAAGCUUAUUGAUGAGGCGACCACCAAAGGCUUUGUCCUCAUUCAGACCAAAGAGGUUUCCAUGCGCCCUGAGGAUGUGAACCGAGUGUUCCAGAAUAAUGCAGAGAGCCUCACUGAGUGGAUCACCAAAGGUCCAGUGGUAGCCCUUGAGCUGAACGGAGAUGGUGUGGUGGAGGCGUGUCAAUCCAUUGCCAAUGAAGUGUUUAACGGGACUAAGGUGUUUGUUUCUGAGAGCAAACAAACGUCCUCACGUGAUGUCGACAACUUUUUCAACUUUGCUGACAUGCAGAUGGGACUGUGAAACUGGCGCAGAGGGGCACCUUACCUUAAUGUGGGUUUAUAUUUGUUUGGUUUUGUAAAUUUUGUCAUAUUAGUGAAUUGGAAUUACUUAAUAUGCGAAGCCACUGAUAUCUCAACAUUUUGAGGGGUUUAUAACCACUAUUUAUUCGUACUAGACCAUUUUGCUCUGUGAUCUGACAAUUUUACAUUUUCAUGCCUAUGAAACAGACAAAUAGUCAGUUAGGUUAUUUGGAUCCAAUCAGGAAGGCAAGUGCCUUUAGAUAGAGAACAAAAUCAAAGAGAACUGGAACUUUAGUCUAAUCAAACAUUGCUGUGGACAAUUAUAUCACGUAUAUGCUGAAAAUAAUGAAUUUGAUUAUAUAGAUAUUUAUUUAAUUUUUUUCCAUAAAUGUAUAGCUGGAAAUUGUUUUAUUCUAUUUUGCUUAGAUACAUAUUUCCAUUACAUAUUGUAUAGUCAUUUAGUUUGUGUAUACUGGAUAGCUGUAAAAAAUUACUGUUAAAAUAUGUCAAUUGCCAGAAAACAUGAAUUGUGUUGAAUCAGGUUUUUUUAUAUAACAGAUAUAUACCAUGUAUUUUAUUUCUUUUCCUUUUAGCAUGACUUUUGACUCGCCUCCAAAUUAUAUUUUCUGGGGUUUCACUAUUUUAUUUUAUUUUUUAUUGUAAACAAAUGACAUUUGUCCUCCAAGUUUAAGGUAACACUGUUCUGAAAAGAAUGUAAAAAUUCAAACUGAUACUUUGAAUGUACUACUAAAAGGAGUUGUCUCCUUCACACUGCUCUAUUUUUGUAGGAACGUUUUAGAGAGCACAACUGUCCUGUGACCAAAAAACAAAAAAACAAUUGUACAUGAUAGAUUCACAGUGUACCUUUUUUUUUUUUUUUUUAAUUAUUAUUAUUUCUAAACAGUUCUUAUUUGUAUGAGACAAUUUUGUAGAACUGAAUAUAAGCUGUGAUUUGUCAAUACAUUCAUUUUGGUCUAAA
Molecule: messenger RNA, 2267 nt
Organism: Ctenopharyngodon idella (grass carp)
Lineage: Eukaryota; Metazoa; Chordata; Actinopteri; Cypriniformes; Xenocyprididae
Gene: rp2
Product: RP2 activator of ARL3 GTPase
Exons: 5
Coding region: 159-1289 (376 amino acids)
Biological process (GO): post-Golgi vesicle-mediated transport
Cellular component (GO): periciliary membrane compartment; cilium
Molecular function (GO): GTPase activator activity
Source: RefSeq, a predicted model, not a curated record